AUGCCGAAACACCACAACGCAUAUCUCGGACUUCCUGAGACGGAACUAUGUACCGAAGAAUUCGCGAGGAACGAAGAUAAGAAGGAUGAACUGAGCAAGUUAAGAAGUGAAUUUGUGAUUCCAAGUAAAGGCGACUUGAAGAACAAGAAAUUUGGAUUUCAGCAGGCCACAACUACGCGCGAUGACGAUAGCGAAGAGUCCAUCUACUUCUGCGGCAACUCCCUAGGACUUCAGCCUCGGAAAACAAAGGAAUAUGUCAACCGUUACCUGGAUACCUGGGCAUCCAAGGGUGUGUUUGGGCAUUUUACAGAUUACGAGGGAGGGUUACCACCAUGGUUACACAUCGAUGAUGCGAUCAAAGGCCAGACAGCGAAAAUAGUCGGCGCACUACCUACAGAAGUCGUCAUAAUGGAGACGUUGACUGCAAACCUGCAUUUGUUGAUGGCGAGUUUCUAUCGACCGACCAAGGAUCGGUACAAGAUUAUUAUUGAGGGGAAGGCAUUUCCUAGUGAUCAUUACGCCGCUCUCUCCCAGAUCGCUCACCACAACCUCGACCCAUCUGCGCUCAUAACCAUCGAUCCGCCCUCUGCAUCCUCGCCUUACCUUUCCAAUGAACACGUACUCUCAGUCAUAUCGCAACACGCGCCGACGACCGCACUAGUCUUGUUACCUGGUAUUCAGUUCUACUCAGGCCAGUUCUUCGAUAUAGAGCUCAUAACGCGCCACUGCCGAUCGCUGGGUAUAACUAUAGGGUGGGACCUUGCCCAUGCAGCUGGAAACGUACCACUAGAGUUGCAUGACUGGAAUGUUGACUUUGCAGCAUGGUGCAACUACAAAUACAUGAAUGGUGGCCCAGGCGUGAUCGGAGGACUGUUUGUACACGAGAGACAUGGAAAAGUGGAGCAAGUGCGUGCAGCUCGACAAGAUGGCACCAACGGCGCAGCCAGUAAUGAGACAGAUCUUGCCUACCGACCGCGACUGAGCGGCUGGUGGGGAAGUGAUAAGAACAGUCGGUUUCGCAUGGAAAACAAAUUCGUGCCAAUCGCUGGAGCGAGCGGAUUUCAGCUUAGCAACCCUAGUGCAUUAGACAUGACUUCUGUCAUGGCCAGCUUAGAUGUCUUUGCUUUGACGGACAUGGACGCGCUACGACAGCGGAGUCUCAGGUUGACUGCAUACCUCGAAGCGCGGCUACUAAAGUACGAUGGUGGAGAGCCACCGUAUAAGAUCAUAACACCUGCGAAUCCGGCCGAGCGUGGUGCACAGCUUAGUGUGCUUCUGAAACCCGGAUUGCUGGACCAAGUCCAACACUACAUUGAAGAACGUGGCGUCGUAGUCGAUGAACGCAAGCCUGACGUUUUGCGCGUUGCGCCUGCGCCACUGUACAAUUCUUUUCACGACAUCCAUCGCUUUAUCACCGUCUUCCACGAAGCUUGUCGCAAGGCCGUGAAGGGCGCUGGGCAAAGGGGCGCGCACAACGACAAAGUUCCUGAGGGAAUUGCGACUGUAUGA
Molecule: messenger RNA, 1509 nt
Organism: Alternaria atra
Lineage: Eukaryota; Fungi; Ascomycota; Dothideomycetes; Pleosporales; Pleosporaceae
Exons: 2
Coding region: 1-1509 (502 amino acids)
Biological process (GO): NAD+ biosynthetic process
Cellular component (GO): cytoplasm
Molecular function (GO): pyridoxal phosphate binding; kynureninase activity
Source: RefSeq, a predicted model, not a curated record